Aspergillus alliaceus is the source of this 1614-nucleotide messenger RNA. RefSeq lists its product as uncharacterized. The record is from RefSeq and is a predicted model, not a curated record. The transcript is spliced from 4 exons. The coding region runs from base 1 to 1614 and encodes 537 amino acids. NCBI's taxonomy places the organism in Eukaryota, Fungi, Ascomycota, Eurotiomycetes, Eurotiales, Aspergillaceae. Gene Ontology annotation, molecular function: oxidoreductase activity; FAD binding.
AUGAGGUUCCAUUUUUCCGCAGCUGUUUCCCUGCUUUCGGGCAUGAACCCUGCGUUCGCGGCUGGCCUUCAUUCGCCACAGCCCUCCGACAUAGCCGUGGCAAAUGAUAGCCUUCUACAAUGCAUACGGGGUGCGUUGAACGAGCACCUAAGAGACUAUCGUAUUGUGACUCCGGAUAAGGAGGAGUACGAGACUGUCUCGACUGGCGUCAUUCUAGUUCCUGAAUAUCCAGCAGUAGUAACGUAUGCCACUGAUAUCAACGAAGUUGUCAGGCUUGUCAAAUGUGGCUAUGACAAUGGAUACACUGUUACGCCGCGGUCUGGAGCCCAUCACUUCGAGAAUUGGUCCGCUCUCAACGGAACAUUGGUUGUCGAUAUCUCGCAUAUUGACUACGUCGAACCCUCGUCCGACUUGAACACAGCUGCUGUGGGUGCGGGUGCGAGACUAGGCACUGUGUACAGUAUCCUCGGCAAGCACGGCCGCACCUGGAUUGCAGGAAUCUGUCCGUCAGUUGGGCUAGGCGGCUACAUCAGUGUCGGAGGAUAUAAUAUGCAAAUGCGCAAGUAUGGCCUUGCCGUUGACUGGGUGGAGUCCGCUACAGUUGUCCUGGCGAAUGGAACCAUAGUCACUACAUCGGAGACAGAGAACUCAGAUCUUUGGUGGGCUAUGAGAGGGGGAGGCACAUUCGGCCUGACGGUGGAGGUCGUAUUAAAACUCACAACCAUACCUCGGUCGGCCAUGCUGUCAUUGAAUGCUCCCAAGGAUGGACGUCUUGAGACUCUGAAGAAAUUCGUCAACUGGGCGCCUAACCAAGACCCUCUUUUCAACUCACAGCUAAAUUUAUAUGGCGAUCGUGCCAAUGUUCUCGGCUGGUAUAUAGGAGAGUCAAAGGACUCACUGAACGCUCUUAUGCAUGGAUCUGGUCUCCUCACCAUUCCAGGAGCACAGUAUAACAUCAGCGGAAACUGCAGUACCGAAAACUCGCGUAACUUUUGGGUAUACACGCAGCAGACUUGCACGGAUGACGAGGUAGCCCACCAGAUCAGCAAUGCUCUCUACAACGUUGUCCCAGAUGAUAUCAUGCCUAUCAACAACGUCUCGUACGGCUUUGACAAUACGCCUGCUCUGCCAAAUGAGCCGCAGGCGAUGCUCUGGCCUCACCUGGGAAUCGUGGAGAAGACUUACAUUCAACAGCUUGGCCGUUCCGGGCUCACCGAUGAGGAUCUGCAGUGGAUAGUUGAGAAGACUGGAUAUUUACCAGCAGAGCUAAAUGUCUGGGGAGAAAUUACCACAUUCAAUUUGUCCAGCGCUCCGCCGUCAAACAGCGCAUUUCCCUGGUUUGAGGAGGCGGAAAUCAUGUAUCGUUUCGAAGUGACAAGGGUUGAGAAUGAGCUUGUAAUGCAGGAAGGGCAGCGAUUCAUAGAUGAGCUGGAUCAACUGAUGCUCGCGAGACUAGGGAGCGCCUCCUACGCAGGCUAUAUCGAUGCUAAGAUCAAGACCGACCCCCACUACGCCUAUUGGGGCAAGAACGUCGAUCGCCUGGCGGAGGUGAAGGCUGCAUAUGAUUCGAAAGACCUGUUCAGCAACCCAUUUUCUAUUCGCCCGAAAGUUUAG